Molecule: messenger RNA, 417 nt
Organism: Eimeria mitis
Lineage: Eukaryota; Apicomplexa; Conoidasida; Eucoccidiorida; Eimeriidae
Exons: 6
Coding region: 1-417 (138 amino acids)
Source: RefSeq, a predicted model, not a curated record
AUGGCUACUGCUGCUGCUGCUGCUGCUGCUGCUGCUGCUGAUCCUGCUGCUGCAGCAGCUGCAGCAGCAGCAGCAGCAGCAGCAGCAGACCAACAGAAUGAAUCAGAUGACCCGUUUGAAAACGAACCGCCAUUGCUAACAGCAGCAGCAGCAGCAGCAGCAGCAGCAGCACUCUACAUACACCGCAAAGGAUAUAAGAAGUUGGAGAUAUACCCUGGAGACAUUUGGCGGCGGAUGAAGGCGGUCCUUCUCUUUAGCAAGGCAGACCACGAGUUGCUGUCUUGGUGCUGGUUGGGGGGUCGGGUUUACCUGCUGUUGGGGGGGAAGGCGGCGUUCGGGUGUCUGUACGGGAUGAGCAUUGUGGGCUCUCUGUCUCUCUAUCUGCUGCUUAACCUCAUGUCUAGAGUAAGGGUUUAG